Molecule: messenger RNA, 450 nt
Organism: Knipowitschia caucasica
Lineage: Eukaryota; Metazoa; Chordata; Actinopteri; Gobiiformes; Gobiidae
Source: the annotation of a GenBank genome assembly
AUGUGGCUCCAGGGCCUGCAGAUGGCCUCAGUGUAUGUGGUGUCAGUGCAGACGGUGGCCUACUGGGGUCAGAAGAGGCUGAAGAGCACCAGAGCUCAUGUUGUCUUCACCACUCUCACUCAAACAGUUGGUGUGCGUGACGUCAGUUGGUGUGUGUGUCGUCAGUUGGUGUGCGUGACGUCAGUUGGUGUGUGUGACGUCAGUUGGUGUGUGUGUCGUCAGUUGUUGGUGUGCGUGACGUCAGUUGGUGUGUGUGACGUCAGUUGGUGUGUGUGUCGUCAGUUGGUGUGUGUGACGUCAGUUGUUGGUGUGUGUGACGUCAGUUGGUGUGUGUGUCGUCAGUUGGUGUGUGUGAUGUCAGUUGGUGUGUGUGACGUCAGUUGGUGUGUGUGUCGUCAGUUGGUGUGUGUGUCGUCAGUUGGUGUGUGUGACGUCAGUUGGUGUGCGUGA